Molecule: messenger RNA, 1387 nt
Organism: Haliotis rubra (blacklip abalone)
Lineage: Eukaryota; Metazoa; Mollusca; Gastropoda; Lepetellida; Haliotidae
Product: TNF receptor-associated factor 6-like
Exons: 8
Coding region: 175-1113 (312 amino acids)
Biological process (GO): protein K63-linked ubiquitination; regulation of canonical NF-kappaB signal transduction; tumor necrosis factor-mediated signaling pathway
Cellular component (GO): plasma membrane signaling receptor complex
Molecular function (GO): zinc ion binding
Source: RefSeq, a predicted model, not a curated record
ACCACCCAAGCUGUUAUUUGGAAAUGUCGAGUGAGUGAUGCCAGCUCAAAUGUCACGCUUCCUCCAUACUUAAGAUACCGUCGAUUGGUGGCUGUAUUGGUCGGGUGCAAGAGGUCAGUCAGUCCAGCGUUUAUUCUCCUAUAGCAACAAACCACGUACAGACACUGAGACAGGAUGAGUCACGAGGAAGUCAGUGUUGGGGAGAUUCACGGUUUUGACCACGACUUUGACCCCCAAGUAGACCGGAAGUACCAGUGCCCGAUCUGUCUGGCGGUGUUACGGGAAGCGGUUCAGACUUCCUGUGGACACAGGUUCUGUGAAGAGUGUUUGAAAGGCGUCAUCAAGGCAAGAACGUGUGCCAAAUGUCCAGUUGACAACAGAUGGUUCAGAGUUCGAGGAGAAGUGUUUCCCGACAUCGCCACCCGACGUGAAAUCUUGUCCUUGACAGUAAAGUGCGACUACAACAAAGGUGAAGACCGAUGCCAGUGGAAGGGGGAACUCCGAGAACUCCAGGAGCACAAGGACACCUGCCAAAUGGCCCCCCAUACCUUGCGAGUACAGUUGUGGACUGACCGUGACCCGAGGCGAAGUGGCCGUCCACAUGGCGACUUGCAGGAGAAGACCAGUCGCGUGAUGCACCACCUGCUGGAGUGUGAGAAGUUCCCGGUAACGUGCACUGUGUGUGGAGCUGUGGGCAUUCUCCGGAAGAACAUCCCCGACCACAUCGAGCAGGACUGCCCUCUGGUGGAGGUUAAAUGCACCUUCAACAGACUGGGGUGCAAGGCCGAGGAAAAACGCCAGAACCUGCAGAAGCACAACAAAGAGUGCUGGCAGCAGCACUUGGCCCUGAUGGCGGACAACGAGCUCCUUCUGCGGUCUGACAUGCAUAAGUUACGAAUCACAGUCGAGUCUCUCACUAACGAUGUAGAAGAUCUUAAAGAUCUGGCCGUGAGACAAGAAGUCAUCAUGAAGAUCCAACGUCGACAGAUUCGAAAGCUUCGAGGCGAAUCCGCCAGUGAUGCUGUUUCAACCACAUCGGACGAAGACGUUAACGAUGCAGCGACCAACACCAUCACUAUGGAGAUGGAUGACGACAGCGCUAACAUUUCGUGAUGUGUGUUUAGUCUACAGUGUGGAGACGUCUAAACACGACAGCCGAACAGCCACGCAGUGAAUGCCUUGCAGUACAUGUGUGCCUUGACUUGCCCCUAGACUGAUUAAUCAGUCUGGUUCUCACAGCCGUCUUUUAUGCCAUACUUUGUGAAAUAUAACCAGUGUUGCUGCAGCUGCACUAUACAUUACAAUGGGGAUUGUCAGCCAGUAUGUUUUCCUCUGAAUCCUUCUUGUAAGAACCAAAAGGCGACUAUGCUUGUCGUAAGAGGCGACU